Molecule: messenger RNA, 2034 nt
Organism: Schistosoma rodhaini
Lineage: Eukaryota; Metazoa; Platyhelminthes; Trematoda; Strigeidida; Schistosomatidae
Source: the annotation of a GenBank genome assembly
AUGGAAACGCCUGACACUGCAACAAAUAUAUUGGAAGAGACUGGACAGAAUAAUACCAAUAACUCACAUGUCUCAAAACAUUGUAUUAAUUUUUACGAAACUGCAUGUGGAGAGUGGGAAAAGAAUAAUCCCUUUCCAGAUGAGGAUUCUAGUUCAACAACUUUUAGAAAGAUGGAAAUGAACGUUGAUAACUACUUCUGGAAGAUAAUUGCAAAUGACUCCUACCAUAAAGAAGAUUGGCGCUUACAAACAGCACGAGCAUUUUACAAAUCUUGCGUAAAUAGUCGAAAUUCAAACACAGCGCGUGAUGGUCGUCAUCACUUGAUAGAUAUGUAUUUUGGCGGAUGGGAACUAAUACCAUCACUUUCGACGAACAUAAACAAUACAAAUAAACAAAAGCAAAAUAACAUGAGUAACGGGUUUACCAAUCUAUUUCUACCACUAUUACGUCAAACCGGACGUUCACCAUUAUUUUCAAUAAACAUCGCAGAGGAUAUUUUUGCUGUUAUUAUUUCACCUGGUCAGUUCGCAUUUCAUCCAGAUUUACCGAAGACUACUAUGAAUGAAUCCGAAGAGGAUUACUACAGGCUUGCAUUUGAAACCGGAGUACUUCAGUCUAACAAAACACAACUAACAGAGGCUUUCCAAACAAUGAUUCGGUUAGGCAAAAGGUCGAUCCCAAAGACACCGAACGUGAGAGAACUAACUACCAGAAAUGAACUACAUUCCACAUGUCCAGAGAUCGAUUGGAGUCACGUACUUGAAAAGGUCUUACAACAAACUGGAUACGUAAGGUACCAGAAACUACCAAUCAUUAUAGAACGGCAAUCCGAACUCCGUCAACGUUGCUCAGAAUACCGUGCUCUAUUGAAAGAAAAAGAUGGUGAAAGUAUACUGCGCACAAUAGCUAUUAUGGAUUUUUUACGAGAACAACAAAAGAAUACUCUAAACGUUCAUACAAUUGGAAUGGAUUAUAACUUGAAUUCAUCUUCACAGCCACAUUUUGAUGAGCAGUGUAUAACUCGGUUGAAGGACGGUUUUCCAUGGACGCUUGAAAGACACUAUAUCCGUUCGCAUGUAAACGAAACACACAAAACGGAGGUGAUCAAUAUGUUUAACGAAAUCAAAGUCACUAUAAUUAACUCAAUACCAAAAAUCAAGUGGUUGAAUGAUGAAGGAAGGAAAUUGAUGAAACAAAAGGUUUCAAACAUGGACGUGUUUGCCUUGUACUCUAAUCAAAAUGCUUCUGAAGUAAAAGAAAUAUUUUCAACAGUAUCCCAAUACCCAAUUCGAGAGGACAACUAUUACAAAAAUGAAUUUUACAUCCGUAGAGCAAAAUAUGUUGACACUUUGAAAACUCGAUUAAACAAGUAUAACCCAUCUCCGAUAGGAACACCGGAAUUUCGUGUAGCAGCUCAUUAUAGAAAUGAUGAAAAUCGCAUAUAUUUAUACUCAGGAAUUCUACAACCUCCAUUUUAUUAUGAAAAUGGUAGUUUAGCCUCGAAAUAUGGAGCACUUGGUUGGAUUAUCAGCCAUGAAAUUAUGCACGCCAUAGGUAUCGAAGGUGUACUGCUUGAUAAGAACAAUAACAGACGGACUUCGUUUGAUGCUUUAUUGUCAUCCAAAUUGAUACAAUCAAAAGCUAUAUGUCUGAGUUAUCAGUAUAGUUUUUAUGAUUUCACUAGUUUGAAAGCUUUUCAGGUUAGUACUCAAGAAGAAAUAUUGGCUGACAAUAAUGGAUUAAAAGCAUCUUACUACACAUACAGGCGUUUGUUGAACAAGUUCUCGAAUAAUGUUAGUCAAGAUCACCAUCAGUCACUUACAUCUGAUCGAUUGUUCUUCCUCUCUUUUGCUCAAAGUUUGUGUGGACAUCAUGGUCAGACUAUGCUUCUACUAACUUCGGUAGCCCAGCCUCAUGUUUUGGAAAAAUUCAGAGUAACCGGGGUGUUGGUUAAUAAUAACAGAUUCGCACGUGCAUAUGGUUGUCCAGUUGGUUCACCAAUGAAUCCUGAGGUGGAAUGUGAUGUGUGGUGA